Molecule: messenger RNA, 612 nt
Organism: Euleptes europaea (tarantolino)
Lineage: Eukaryota; Metazoa; Chordata; Lepidosauria; Squamata; Sphaerodactylidae
Product: vitelline membrane outer layer protein 1-like
Exons: 3
Coding region: 1-612 (203 amino acids)
Source: RefSeq, a predicted model, not a curated record
AUGCACACAUCUGUGGGCAUCAUAUUCUGCCUUUUUCUCAGUCUCACUGGGGGAUUUGAACACCUGACAAAGGCCAGAAGACCCCCAAAUGAUAAGCAGGUCAUCAGUGUUGAGAAGGGAGGCCCCCAGGGCAUCUGGGGAAGGCCGGAAUUCUGCCCGGAAGGCACCUGUGCCAAUGGCUUUAAGCUGCAGGUUCACUCCCCAGCCCACGGCACAGACAAGACGGGUGUGAAUGGGGUCAAGUUGCGCUGCUCGGAUCUGUCUGCCGUCACGUCCACUGUGGGGCCGUGGGGAGCCUGGUCUGCUGCUCGCCUGUGCUCCGAUGGCAACCUGGACUCUUUUGCCUUGCAAACACAAGACGCAACUUCUCAUGACAACAUGGCAGUUACCAACGUCGUGUUCACGUGCUCCUCCUCUCGCAAACCCCUGGCGGGGGAUGGGCUGGCCGAAGGCGUGCUUGGAGAUUGGAGCAACAGGUGCCAUGAAGGCGGCAUCUGCGGCAUCCGGACCAAGGUGCAGAAUCCUCAGGAGCACGAGGACGAGACAGCCCUGAACAAUGUCCAGUUUUAUUGCUGCUCGUGCCCGUCUUCCAAGCCCCACCAUUUUCCAUAG